ACAAUUGUCAAAGCCAAUUCAUAUGGUACUGAAAUUGAGCUUGCAAAAUUUGCGGGGAGCUCGUUAAAAUUGGUUGUAGUGUUACACUACUACUAGACUACUAGUGUCAAGAAUCCAGUUGUUACCUACAGUAAUGCUCUUUCACUUUUUCUUUCCAGGAUUUUCCUGUUUUCUUUCAAUAUAUUUUCCUCCUUCAUUCAUGCCUCCUCCUCCCCCCUCCCUCUUUUCCUCAUAUUUGGAUAGAGAAAGAGUGUGUGGAAUUAGCUAUGACCCACCAACCACCACACUCGUGCCUGUGAAGAAAGUUGCGCACUCAAACUUAAUCAAGUGUUUCCUUUCCUUCUCUAUGCACGUCAACUAUUUGUUGAAAAUGACUCCGCAACAACAACAAAUUCUUCCCCCCUCUCUCUCUAGUCUGUCUAUACUUCCCUUGUCUUCUACUUUUGUUAUUCUUGUUUCUUCCUUCACUUCACUGCACUUCUCUUCCCCAUUCUUUUCUGUCAUGGACAUGAACUUCAAUCACCAUAACCACCAUCUCUGCUUGUCCAAAUGUCCUAAGCAACGCUGCAACACUCAAUGGAUUUUCUUGGAUGUCCAUAGUGACAUUACUAUAGAAGUGGAUGGAGCAACGUUUGCGUUACACAAGUUCCCUCUCGUUUCUCGUAGUGGACGAAUUCGAAAGUUAGUUGCAGAUCAUAGAGAUACUGAUCUUUCAAGGGUUGAACUUUGUGGUUUACCUGGGGGUGCAGAAUCAUUUGAGUUAGCUGCAAAGUUCUGUUAUGGAGUAAACUUUGAGAUCACGUCCUCAAAUGUUGCUCAACUUUGUUGCAUUUCUAAUUACCUAGAAAUGACCGAGGAAUAUGCAAAAGGUAAUCUUGGUUUUCGUGCAGAAACUUACAUAGAUACCAUUGUUUGCAAGAAUCUUGAGAUGUGCGUUCAAGUGCUGCAACAGUGUGAGAACCUUCUCCCCCUUGCUGACGAGCUGAAAAUAGUUAGUAAAUGUACUGACGCAAUUGCUUCCAAAGCAUGCGUUGAACAAAUAGCAUCAAGUUUUUCACGCUUAGAAUACAGCAGCUCAGGCAGGCUUCAAACAAAUAGGCAGGCCAAUGGUGAUGGAGAUUGGUGGAUUGAAGAUCUUUCUGUUCUUCGAAUUGAUUUAUAUCAGAGAGUCAUAACAGCCAUGAGAUGUCGAGGGCUUCGUCCAGAGAGCAUUGGUGUAUCACUUAUGGAUUAUGCGGAAAAAGUUUUGAUCAAAAAGUCCAGCCAAUGGAAUUCAGCUGUUCAACCAAAAGACGAUAUUGUUGGUUCCUUCGAUCAUCUCCAAAGACUAGUAGUUGAGACAAUUGUCAAUUUAUUACCUGUGGAGAAACACAUCAUCCCUAUCUCAUUCCUUUUUGGAAUGUUACGAACUGCAAUGAUGCUUGAUUGCACGAGUAAUUGCAGGCUUGAUCUUGAAAGGAGGAUUGGGUCACAACUGGAAAUAGCUACUCUGGAUGAUCUGUUGAUCCCAUCCUUUCGCCAUCCUAGUGAUACUUUAUUUGAUGUUGAUACAGUUCAUAGAAUCUUGGUAAAUUUCUCUCAGCAGGAUGACAGUGAAGAUGAUAUGGAAUACACUUCUGCCUACGAGUCUGAAGGAUCUCAUUCUCCUUGUCAGAGUGCAUUGCUCAAAGUUGCAGAAUUAAUUGACACCUACUUGGCUGAAAUAGCUCCUGAUGCAAACCUGAAGUUCACCAAGUUCAUGGCCAUUGCAGAAUCUUUGCCAGAACAUGCUCGGACAUCCCAUGAUGGUUUAUACCGAGCCAUUGAUAUUUAUUUAAAAGCCCAUCAGGGACUUUCUGAUACAGAGAAAAGGAGGAUCUGCAAACUAGUUGAUUUCCAAAAGCUUUCGCAGGAAGCUGGUGCACAUGCUGCACAAAAUGAACGCCUUCCAAUCCAGUCCAUUGUUCAAGUUCUCUAUUUUGAGCAAUUAAGGCUUCGAAAUAACUUAUGCAGCUCAUAUCCAGACCCUGAUCAUAAACCAACAUUACAUCAGUCAUGGCGGGUUGGUAGUGGUGGGCUCAGUGCAGCUAUGUCUCCCAAAGACAAUUAUGCAUCAUUAAGAAGAGAGAACCGAGAGCUGAAACUUGAACUAACUCGAUUGAGAAUGAGGCUCAAUGAUCUGGAAAAAGACCAUGUUUGCAUGAAAAAGAACAUGGAAAAAUCUUCUGGCUCUCAUAACUUGACUGUUUUUUCGUGGAUGAUGAAGAAGAUGAGUUUGUUCAGUCAUAGUUCUUCCCGGGGAUUGUCGUCGCCAUCAAAACACUCACAAGAAACAGAUUUUAAGAUGACUAGGAAAAUGUGUGAGGCACAUAUAUACUAGUCUCCUGCAGUAGAAAAAGAUCUCGUCUUCUUUGGAUAUGUAUCUACACAUACACAUUACAGUUUCCGUCCUUAGUUUUGAAGAGAUCGAGUAGUACUUGACCUUUCGGAUUGACUGUUCGGUAUUCUGUAAUCCGGUCUCUUUUUUAAAGAUGUGUACAGAUGGUAAAUGCUACAACUGUAAAUCCCAUUUCACAUCACUGAGAAAAUCCAGGUCAUAUGCCAGAGCGCAGAUAAUCAGGCAAUGAUAAUGGGCGUGGCUGAACUAGACACCACCCUUCAAGUUUUGAUGGCCGGUAAGCCAAAACCUGUUCCCUUUGGCCACCAGGAUGUUAAGUUUAUGUUUCCACAGGUUGCAAGAAUAGUGCUCAUUUAAGGAGUGUGUCUGUGUUGUUUGAGAACAUCUCAUUUGGCUAUUGAUAAUUGCAGUGUUUUCUCAAUCAAUGCUUCUGUUUCA
This is a messenger RNA of Papaver somniferum (opium poppy), 2815 nucleotides long. RefSeq names its product BTB/POZ domain-containing protein At5g48800-like. Gene Ontology annotation, molecular function: protein binding. The record is from RefSeq and is a predicted model, not a curated record. The coding region runs from base 134 to 2359 and encodes 741 amino acids. The transcript has 5 exons. NCBI's taxonomy places the organism in Eukaryota, Viridiplantae, Streptophyta, Magnoliopsida, Ranunculales, Papaveraceae.